Molecule: messenger RNA, 8055 nt
Organism: Anopheles coluzzii
Lineage: Eukaryota; Metazoa; Arthropoda; Insecta; Diptera; Culicidae
Gene: BBS9
Product: protein PTHB1
Exons: 7
Coding region: 4301-7336 (1011 amino acids)
Biological process (GO): cilium assembly
Cellular component (GO): membrane; BBSome
Molecular function (GO): protein binding
Source: RefSeq, a predicted model, not a curated record
CCAGUGGCAAUGUCACAACGGGAUUAUUCUCAUUCUCGACAUUGAAGAUGUGUGUUCGGAUCGUUUCCCUUUCCCUUUCAACGAGCAAUUAAUUUUAGCAUGUGACUGCAUGCUAUAAUUAAGCCAACCAGCAAGCCAGCAACCAGAGUAACCUCCCGUUCGAUAGUAUACUAUUUUCAGCUCUUCAAACACACUGUUCCAUGAAUAGGAGAAAAAAAUCAGAAAAAGGAUAGCACAAUAAAAUCGAACAAUGUCUUUUUACUCAUAUCUAAUGACCUUGGGAUGUACAUGUGUGACCGUUACGGAAUUAAAGCUGAAGUAAAAAUAGUAAUAAAUCGCCAAGAGAAGGAACCAAAAAGCUUAAAAUGUAUCUGCUAGUAUGUUUAGUAUAAUGUAAUUACACAAGCAUAGUUCCUCUUGCACUAAUCCUCUCUGUCAAACUCUCUAAUGAAGCUUUAAUUGCAUUAUUUAAACUCCAAUGGCACGGCUUAACUUAAGCUGUGAACUUACCAAAAUAACAGCAGCGGUAUUUUAUUCGUUUCACUUUAUAAUUCUUCCUCACAGCCGGUUGGCUCUAUUCUCAUCACAUGCUGAGUAGAGAUGAGAAUACAACACUCUUUUCUGGCGAUCUUCAACGCAUAAAGGUUCAUCAAAAAAUUAGACUACAAAACCCCUUUACUACUACAGUAGGUGACAGCUAACUGAGAGGUUAAAUUUGUGAGAAAAAUGCACAUUUGCUAUGAAUUUCUCUUCGUAAGAUUCCGGAUGGUUCAUGUUUUGACAUGUAUGUGUUUUUUAAUGGAGAAUCACUCCAGUAAGCAAACUUCCAGUACAAAAACCACUUCGGUAAAACACAUCCCUUACCUCAAAGAGGGUUUCGUCAGAUUUAGACAGUGUCCAUGUCUUAGAGGCGUAUGUGAGUACCGGUACUAUAUAGGUACUAUACAGUUCCAGCUUCGUCCGUCGCGACAGGUUCUUUGAGGUGAACUGAUUUAGCAAGCUGUAGAAUGACCGGUUGGCAGUCAGCAUCCUUGGGCGAAACUCAGCUGUCAGCAACGAUAAUAGGUUGCUGACCUUUGACCCCAGAUAGGUGAAUUGCGGGACGACUUCAAAAGUGCGUUCACCUAUCUGUACGUCACGCCUACGUAGGUGUUGAUUAUUUAUUGACUGAUGUUGCCACAAUCAGUUUGGUCUUUGCCUCGUUUAUCUGCAAUCCGAGGUUCUCUGCCGCCUGCUUGGUAAGCUUCUGCUACACAGGAGAGCCGCAGACCAAUGUUGUUGAUAUCAUCCGCGUAUGCCAGUAUCUGAGUUGACUUACAGAAGAUGGAUCCCGUAGUCUCCACCCUCUAGCGCCAAAUUAAAUAGGAGACAGGCAAGCCCGUCCCCCUGGCGCAGACCCUUGGUGGUAGCAAAAGGUCCUGAGAGUUUUCCAUCCACCCUCACCUGGCAAAUGACGUUGUUCAUAGUCAUUCUAACAAGCCUUAUCAGUUAGGCCGGGAUUCCAAAAGAGCUCAUAGCGUCAUACAGUUUUACCCUGACUAUGCUAUAAUAUGCGGCUUUGAAGUCAGUUGCAGAGAUGGUAUGUGUCGUGUCUGUAUUCAGCCAGCUACUCCAAGAUCUGCCGCAUGGUGAAGAUCUGAUCAGUGGUUGAUUUUCCGUUUCGGAAUCCUAUAUGAUAGUUUCCGACUAUCUCUUCGACGUGAGGUACAAGACGAUCCUGAAGGAUCAGGAAGAAUAUUUUAUAGGCGGUAUUCAACACCGUAAUACCCCUGUAGUUGUUACAGUCCAACCUGUCUCCCUUCUUGUAUAUGGGGUGGAUGAUGCCGAGAUUCCAAUCACAAGGUAUUGAUUCGCUAUCCCACACCUCAGUAUCAAUUUGAUGAAUCUCGUUUUCUAGUCGUGCACCUCCAUUCUUGACCAGUUCAGCUGCAAUUCCGUCGGUUCCGGGUGCCUUGUUAUUUUUCAGCCGAUGGAUAGCUUUUUGUGUUUCUUCUAUGCUGAUUUUAUUCUAUUCUAUGUACAGACAGUUAUAUACGAGGAUUUUAAAUGAAUUCAGCUACCUUCUUAAAGCGCGAGUAAUUUGAAAAUGUUUAGAAUAAGAAAAUGUGAAAUCAACUAGGCUUCAUUCAUCUUUGGCUCAACAACCGAUGUCGGUCAAGGCCUGCCUGUACCCACUUGUGGGAUUGGCUUUCAGUGACUAAUUGAUUCCCCCCCAUAGCAGGAUAGUCAGUCCUACGUAUGGCGGCGCGGUCUAUUUGGGGAUUGAACCCAUGACGGGCAUGUUGUUAAGUCGUACGAGUUGACGACUGUACUACGAGAUCGGCAAAUCAACUAGGCACGAAAAGUGAUUGUCUCAAUUCAAUGCAUUUAUUUACUUUUAACACUAAAUAAACCAUUAAUACAGUGAAGUAUCUUCCCAAAAUAUGUCCCAUUCCUGUAUAGCGUUGAAUUCCAGUGUCAUAACCUCCAUUAGAAUCCUCCAUUAGAAUGCAUCCUCACAAUACCUCACACCACAUUGCACUAUUUGUCGCUCUAUACCCACUACCCCCUGUUUGUGUGCAUACCUCCCAUACCUGACGCUGCGUAAUUUAUCGCUAAUGUGAGCGCACCUAGCGCGAUGCAAUUCAAUGCACUUUCCCGAACCCACCUAUGGAAUGGUAUGCUGAACAACAUCGCGUGGAAGGACACACCAGUCCCCACAACCCCUUCCGAAAAGACGCAUUAGAAGCACCACUUCUAGUGCACAUUAAUCAUAAUGCAGCGGGGAAAGGAAAUGGAGUGUUGCAGUUUUCACAUUUUUUGCGUGGUCUAACCUAAGAGUACGUGAGUCGCUUCUUCGCCCCAUCACCAAAAGCAAGAACGCAACAGCAAUGGGUUACAAUUGCUCUCUUUUUUUUUGGUUGUUGUUUUUGUUUGGCGUAGCGAAGGGUUUUGCGAACCGCGUUCCCUCCUCUCUGGCGCAUCGCGAGCGCACGUGUUCUAUCAGUUUUGAGUUUGAUUAUUUAUGGGUAUAAUUACAGUCCCCACCUCCCAUCGCCCCCGAAAUGGCAGUGCGAGGGUAGAGCAGUAGAGCAGGUAAUAUAGCAGUUACCACAAUAAAGAAGCGCUUCUCCCCCUUCUAAUACGUGCCCAAGAAUGCAUUAAAUCAUCCGGCAUGAUAGUUCACCCGUAAUGUCGUGUGUACACCGAUUCUGAACCCAAAAAAGCGGGGGGGGGGAGGGAAGAAGCCACUUAUACUGUUGGAAAAACCCAUUUACCAGCACUGUCGUGACGUAGUUUAAGCUAAAUAGUGUGUGUGUGUGUGUGCGUGUGUUUUUAUUCAUUUUUCAAAAAUCGCAUAAACCAAAUCUUCCCACACACACAUUCCCUUUGAACCGAAAUCCUGGCCCUCAUCAACCCUUUCCUUCCUUUCCUUCACGAUGUAUGUGUGUGUGUGUGUGCUGUGAUUUGUGAAUCGCAAGUGUGUCACGAGCCACAUAAAUCAUCCCACGUCAGGCCGAGCGAGCGAGCAACUGCACACGAAGAUCCGGUUACGGGUCCGGAGGGAAGUUGGCAAACGCCGGCGGGACAGCAACAACAGCAAAAAAAGAAAGAACGGUAGUAGAUUUUUCAUUUCCCAAGCGCUAAUGAAAACGGUAAAUAUAUAUAUUUACAUCGAACGUGUCCCUCUUCCCGUUCUUGCUAUUGCUGGGUUCAUUUUUCACCUCAUCAACGGGGUGAAAAGUGUGCAAAAAAAAACAAGGCGCGUGCGAACGAUCCACCCAAUCAGCUGCUGGGGCGGCCCAGGGGUAAUAACAUUGCCCAAUUCAUUCGAAGACAACCGCGAACAUGAAAAAUCAAACCACAUGUCCACCGGCGUGUGCGUGGCCAGGCAAAGAUGAGAAGAGCGAUUUAUUGCGGCGUGCUAUUUAUUGGAAUUCGAUUUCCGUCUCCUGUUCGCUGCGUGCCUGAACACAUAUCACCUGUUUCACCUACUAAACCUCCCUCCCCCCUUCAUCAUGUUUAUGGCUCCCUGGAUGCAAGAAAUUGAUACAGUACAGUACGUGCCGGGGGGAGGGUGUUAUCGGGCCCACGGGACGACUCUGACGCACUUGAUGCGCAUUUAAAUAUAGCUCACAUGCGCUAUCAAAUCGCUCACAUAUUAACAUUUACGCAUGGCACGAAGUCGCAGAGAUAAAGCAUUGAGCGUCUUCCGUUGUCGGGGUUUAGGAUUUAUGGAAGGUAGAAUUAAUACUAGCGCUUCUCCACCAAGCUCCAAUGUCUAAAAAGUCACCGUUUAACGUCAUUUACUUUCGAAUCGAUGCGCACCAACGGUUUUUUCGAAAAAAUGCCUUCAAUAUCGUCCCUACUCCAUCGCCAUGGCAACGGAAGCAGCCAAACAAAGCAAAGUUUGUGCCCGUGGCACCUGUCACGCAGAGCAUUAGAGACAUACAAAAGUUUGCCAGUGCGUACACACUACCUUUUCAUAGUAAUGUCACUGUUUAAGGUAAGAAAUUGGUGGAAAACGCAAUGCCCAACGAUCGAGCCGGCGUACGACUCGUUCUCGCUGCACUGCGCCCGGCUGUGCAUUGAGGAGGGCGAAAAGGACAGCCUGGUGGUCGGGUCACACUCCGGUCAGCUGUGCAUCUAUCGCCCGUCGGGUGGCACCAACCUGCCCGACCUGGACGCGGAGGAUGAUGAGCAGGGCAGCGCGAACGGUAGCGCGAACGAGCUGGCCGAAAAUGUGUUCCAGCAUGCGGACGUCAUACUGGAGGUGCAGCUGCCGCUUCCAGUGCUCGGUGUUAGCAGUGGCAAAUUUACCACCACGAAUAAAACCGACCCCCGGCUGCAGCUCGCCGUACUGCAUCCGAUGAAGCUGUGCAUCUACCAGCUGGUAACGGUCGAUGGGCUCGCAGACCAUGGCGAUCACACGCGCCUGGUCACCCUGUACGACCAUGCACUGUCGAAGCCGGCCUUCUCGCUGUGCCACGGCCCGUUCGGUGGCGUUAAGGGGCGGGACUUUCUCUGCGUGCAGCAUAUGGACGGGUCGCUGCGGUUCUUCGAGCAGGACGGCAUUAGCUAUGAGCGUACGCUGGCCACCGAUCGGUUCAUACCGGCGCCGCUGCAUUAUGUGCCGCGGGUCGAUUGCUUCGUCACGGUCGCACCGAGCUGGGUGCUGGAGUGCUACCGCUACCAGGACGUGGCGGAAGCGCUCGAGACGUUGCGCCGCCACGAUCCGAUCUGGGCGCUGUGCAUCGGGGAGUAUGCGCUCGAUCUGCAGGUGCAUCAAAUUUCCAACACGGAAUCCGUCAUUGUGAUCCUGGGCGAGAACAAUCUGCUGUGCGUGUCCGACACUGGGAAGGUUCGGUUCAUCAAAAAGCUCGACUACUCACCGGUUUGCUUUCACAGCUUCGUCACCGGAUGGUACUGGGAACCGGGCGCUCGAUUAAUGCUGGCAGUCGUCUCGGAAAGUGGAUCCCUGCUUCUGUACGAAAGCGAUCAAAUCAUCUGGUCGGCACAGCUCGGUCACGUACCGGUAGCCAUCGGCCGUGCCAAUGUGGCCGGCCUUCCCGGUGCGCUGGUAACGCUCGGGCCAACCGGUGCCCUCGCGGUAGGCUAUCUCGGCUCGGAGCCGCAGCUGUUCCGUGUGCCGGCCCUCAAUCUGGCCCCGUUCGAGAUUGCCCGCUGCCAGAAGGAGCUGCUCGAGCUGGAGCGCGAGAUCCGGGCCGGGGUGGAUCCGAGCGACGCUAGCAUUGCGAAUGCUGCCGCCGAGCGGGACGUCCAGCUGGAGGUUGCGAUCCAGGGCGAGCCGGUCCCAUGUACCGAGCAGCAGGUGACGGGGCUGCUGUCCUCUAGCGAAAUGUGCCAACUGAGCGUAACGGUGCGGGUGGAGCCGAAGCUCGAGAUGUUACAGCUGACGGUCGCUACCGAUCAGGCGAUCGGCUGCUCGAAGGAUGCGUUUCUGUUCCGCGACGUCGCGGCCCACAGCACGGAACGGUUCGACGUGUGGCUGUACCCGGCGGUACCGUCACUACCGGCAAGUCGUACCGCGACCGUCUACUGUUCCUACACCAGCAAGCAGGGCAUUACGCGUGUGCUGGAGAGGAGCGUUCUGCUACCGGUGCGGCUGUUCCUCAAGCCGGCACAACCGUCCAAGGAGGCACAGCACAAGCUAACGCUAACGGUCGUACCGCCGCCAGCGCAGCACACUGCCGGCAGCGUGCUCGGACGAUUGUUUCCAGAGUUUGCGCCCGAAGGCAGCAGUGCUAGUGCACUCGCCCUGCAGCCCGUUGCCGGUGGAGGAGAUGGACGGAAAGUCACGAUAGUUGCGGCCAAAAGUACGAACCGCUUUCGGGUCCAGUCGGACGAGCUUGGUCUUAUGGCGCUCGUGCUGGAGUGUCUCAUAGGACGGCUCCAGGGCCGGGAGAGUGUGGGACACGCGACCGAACAGGAUGAAGCUGCUGGUAGGAAAGACCAUUCCUCCAGGGUGCAGGUAACCAUCGGUGGUGUUCCUUCGGUAAGUGGGCUGAUACGUUCGCUGCAGGUGCAUUGUGAUUUGAGGAAAGCGGUAAAGCAGCUAGAGAAUGAUCUCGAGAUUGCCACCGGCCAGAUGCGACUGUUUGAGCGGCGGUUCGUCGUCAAGCUGCAGGAGCGCUCGCUGCGCGCACUCGACGGCAUACUGAUGCUGCUGAAACGGAACCACACCGCGGUGGCCAAAGUGUGCCUGCAAAUAAAAACCAUGCGUCAGAAGCUAAAACUCGCGCAGAUUGAUCUGACCGCCAUCCUGCGCCUGUUUCAUCUCUGCUACAGCCAUGCGGCCAAUGCACCGGGCGGAAAGUAUUUCGAGCACCUUACCGCACUGCUAACCCACUCCGUGCUGGACAGUACGGAGCAGAGCUACGAAGAGAUGAUGCUGCCAGUGGUACGCUUUCUCCACCAGACGGGACCACUGAAAAACUCCACCGAACAGUCGGAGGGAACGCCGUUCGAUGAGGAGUUUUUCUACACUGCCAAACAAACCGACCGCGAUCCGGUCGACCUGUCCGCCCACAGUCAGCUGCUGCAGGGUCAGCUGCAACGUCUGCUCGGCAGGGUGAACGAUCGCAUUACCACCGGUACGACGGCGCGAACGUCCGGAAGUGGCAGCGGUCGGAACAGUGUCGACUUUGAGGAUCAACCACUGCCGGAAGCGCACAACGAAGAGGCAGAGGAGGAAGAGGAGGAGAAUGAAAAGGGACAGAAUGAAGAGGCGAACCGCCCGACCGAUGGCAGCGCCGGUGUAGAGGAGUUCGCCCAACUCAGUGCCACCGCUAGUGAGUGGGUUAACUACGAAAAGAUGUCCGAUUUGCCGCUGUAAGAGUCUUUCUUUCCACCUGGAAUGAAUUUUGUUAUUUUGUCAAUAGUUUUUUCUUCUCUUUUUUGCUUUUAUUUUCACUCCACUUUCCUCCCCACACCGACCACAAACUUUGCGCGGGUAUAUCGCUGUUUGAAUACACCACACACACACACACACACACCCCCUUAGAGAUAGUAGGGGGAUUAUUCACCCCGAUCACACCCGCGAUGGGAGUGUUAUCGUCACACAAUGAUGUAUUAUAUCCUUGCUUGUUUGUUGUUGUUUAAAUUAUUUACUAUUAAUACUUUACGACAGACUACACCUAGUAUAAACAUAUUCCCUUGUGUGUUUUCAUUUAUGCAUAUUUUCAUGUAAGUAGAACGCGCGCUCCAGCGCUAUCUCGCUAGUGUCGGCGCUGUCUUGUAAACUAACUAUGGCGAUAAAUAAAGAGCAGUAUUUAAACAAAAAGGAAGAACAUGAACGCUUCUUCCGCUGUAGAACGUGUGCUAAAGCUUAAUGUACAAUUUACAACUCACCGAAACCGAUGCGCGAAAGAUGAUUGAUCGUAACGUUAUUACAAAUGAACACUUGGUAUAAUAUUGUUGCGCAUGAACCCGGGGGAAGGUAUAUAAAAAGAGAAAACGUAAUUGUUUGUCUUUUCUUUUUUUCCUUUUUUUUUUGUUUGAAAGAACACACACCUUACUAUUUACGCAAAAACGUAGCGUUGUAAUUUGAUAACA